Molecule: messenger RNA, 780 nt
Organism: Australozyma saopauloensis
Lineage: Eukaryota; Fungi; Ascomycota; Pichiomycetes; Serinales; Metschnikowiaceae
Product: SNAP receptor
Exons: 1
Coding region: 1-780 (259 amino acids)
Biological process (GO): retrograde vesicle-mediated transport, Golgi to endoplasmic reticulum
Cellular component (GO): endoplasmic reticulum; SNARE complex
Molecular function (GO): SNAP receptor activity
Source: RefSeq, a predicted model, not a curated record
AUGUCGUGUCCCAGUAUUGCACCCCAUACAAUCGUUAAGACCUACUCGAAUUACCCACUUAUGGAUCUCAAAUCGAUAAGAGCUACAGUCCAAUCGUAUCAAAAUGAGUUGGACGGGACCACUCUCGGCUUAGAAGCUCCACUAUUACAGAAACUCCGCUUUCAGAGAAUACACGAUGAUCUCCCCGUUCUACUACACCACCUCAAAGGAUAUGAAUCAAACAAGCUCUACCAAGAAACGCUCACGCUCAUACAACAUCUCUUUGGAGAAUUGAGCAAGCUUCUUCUAGCAAACGAAGAGGCAAUGUCGAAUUGGAUUGCUCAAUUUGCACCAAAAGAAACUCCGUCUGAAGUACCCAGCCCAUCUACAAAUACAGAAUCAGUAGAAGAGAGCUAUGCUUCUUUGAGAAACAGACUCUUGGCCGGUGGAGUGGAGUCUUCAAAACUCGAGAAUGCCUCUCACGAACAAUUGAAUUCGUAUCAUGAGUCGAUUCAAGAGGAUCUCAUUUCUGAGCUCUCAGACCUAACGUCAUCGCUCAAAUCCUCCGCUAUGCAACUCUCAUCCAAGAUAACGGCCGAUGCCAAGCUUGUUUCGGAAACAACCGAGCAUAUGGUCAAAAACCUGUCACUCAUGCAAAACGUUGGCCGAAACCUCAAUGACUACUUGGGCUCUAAAACAGGCGGCAAGAUUAGUUUGUUCUUCAUGAUCAAGAUCAUGAUAUUUGUGUUUGUUCUAUUCUUCUUCAUGGCUUUCGUUGCCAAAUUCUUCCCAAAGAUGUGA